UAGCGGCAGAGGCAGUGACAGCGGGAGAAGCGGGAACUGCCAGGGUAGCAGGGCUGGAUUGGGGUGUUGAGUCCAGGCUGAGUCGGGGACAGGCCACUGUUCUUGGUCCCCGUGCCUGCUGGGCCAGGCGCCCUGCCUGGAACCCCGGGCAGGGUGGACAGGGCGAGGUGCCACUUUAGUCUGGCUGGGGAGGCAGACGAUGAGGAGCGAUGGGGCAGGCAUGCGGCCACUCCAUCCUCUGCAGGAGCCAGCAGUACCCGGCAGCGCGACCGGCUGAGCCCAGCCAUUCAAUGGAUUGCUGCCCAACCAAACAUGGCAGCCCUGCGGGGAGAGGGACAGAGCCAGUGACCACUUGGAGGGAAGCCUGUGGUCUUUCCUACCUCUGCCAGUGUCAGACGAAGACAUUUAGGAGGAGGGGCCUUGGGCUGGCCUUAAAAGGAAGAGUCACUUCUCCAGACAGAACUGAGAGAGAGCUCCAGGAAGAGGGAAUGCCACAUGCAAAGACCUUGAGGCGGGGCCAGCAGGUCUUCCUCAAGCCGGACGAGCCGCCGCCGCCGCCGCCGCAGCCAUGCGCCGACAGCCUGCAGGAUGCUUUGCUGAGCCUGGGCUCUGUCAUCGACAUUGCAGGCUUGCAACAGGCUGUCAAGGAGGCCCUGUCAGCUGUGCUUCCCAAAGUGGAGACAGUCUACACCUACCUGCUGGAUGGGGAAUCCCGGCUGGUGUGUGAGGAGCCCCACCAUGAACUGCCCCAGGAGGGGAAAGUGCGAGAGGCUGUGAUCUCGAGGAAGCGGCUGGGCUGCAAUGGACUGGGCCCCUCAGACCUGCCUGGGAAGCCCUUGGCAAGGCUGGUGGCUCCACUGGCUCCUGACACCCAAGUGCUGGUCAUACCGCUGGUGGACAAGGAGGCCGGGGCUGUGGCAGCUGUCAUCUUGGUGCACUGUGGUCAGCUGAGUGACCAUGAGGAGUGGAGCCUGCAAGCCGUGGAGAAGCAUACCCUGGUAGCCCUGAAAAGGGUGCAGGCCUUGCAGCAGCGCGAGUCCAGCGCGGCCCCGGAAGCGACCCAGAAUCCUCCGGAGGAGGCGGCGGGAGACCAGAAGGAUGGGGUCGCGUACACAGACCAAGACCGAAAGAUCUUGCAGCUUUGUGGGGAGCUCUACGACCUGGACGCCUCUUCCCUGCAGCUUAAAGUCCUCCAAUAUCUGCAGCAGGAGACCCAGGCAUCCCGCUGCUGCCUCCUACUUGUAUCCGAGGACAAUCUCCAGCUCUCCUGUAAGGUCAUUGGAGAUAAAGUACUGGAGGAAGAGAUCAGCUUUCCGUUGACCACAGGACGCCUGGGCCAAGUGGUGGAAGACAAGAAGUCUAUCCAGCUGAAAGAUCUCACCUCCGAGGAUGUGCAACAGCUGCAAAGCAUGUUGGGCUGUGAGGUUCAGGCCAUGCUGUGUGUCCCUGUCAUCAGCCGGGCCACUGACCAGGUUGUGGCCUUGGCCUGCGCCUUCAACAAGCUCGGAGGAGACUUAUUCACAGACCAGGACGAGCAUGUGAUCCAGCACUGCUUCCACUACACCAGCACGGUGCUCACCAGCACCCUGGCCUUCCAGAAGGAGCAGAAGCUCAAGUGUGAGUGCCAGGCUCUUCUCCAAGUGGCAAAGAACCUCUUCACUCACCUGGAUGAUGUCUCCGUGCUGCUCCAGGAGAUCAUCACAGAGGCUAGAAACCUCAGCAAUGCUGAGAUCUGCUCUGUGUUCCUGCUGGAUCAGAACGAGCUGGUAGCCAAGGUGUUCGAUGGGGGCGUGGUGGAAGAUGAGAGCUAUGAGAUCCGCAUCCCCGCUGACCAGGGCAUCGCGGGUCACGUGGCAACCACCGGCCAGAUCCUGAACAUCCCAGAUGCUUACGCACAUCCGCUUUUCUACCGAGGCGUGGAUGACAGCACUGGCUUCCGGACGCGCAACAUCCUCUGCUUCCCCAUCAAGAACGAGAACCAGGAGGUCAUCGGUGUGGCCGAGCUGGUGAACAAGAUCAACGGACCAUGGUUCAGCAAGUUUGAUGAGGACCUGGCUACAGCCUUCUCCAUCUACUGCGGCAUCAGCAUUGCGCAUUCCCUCCUAUACAAGAAAGUGAAUGAGGCGCAGUAUCGCAGCCACCUUGCCAAUGAGAUGAUGAUGUACCACAUGAAGGUCUCUGAUGAUGAAUACACCAAACUUCUCCACGACGGGAUCCAGCCUGUGGCUGCCAUUGACUCCAAUUUUGCCAGUUUCACCUACACUCCUCGCUCUCUUCCCGAGGAUGACACUUCCAUGGCCAUCUUGAGCAUGCUGCAGGACAUGAAUUUCAUCAAUAACUACAAAAUUGACUGUCCGACACUGGCCCGGUUCUGUUUGAUGGUGAAGAAGGGCUACCGGGAUCCCCCCUACCACAACUGGAUGCACGCCUUUUCUGUCUCCCACUUCUGCUACCUGCUCUACAAGAACCUGGAGCUCACCAACUACCUCGAGGACAUGGAGAUCUUUGCCUUGUUUAUUUCCUGCAUGUGUCACGACCUGGAUCACAGAGGCACAAACAACUCCUUCCAGGUGGCCUCGAAAUCUGUGCUGGCCGCACUCUACAGCUCGGAAGGCUCUGUCAUGGAGAGGCACCACUUCGCUCAGGCCAUUGCCAUCCUCAACACCCACGGCUGCAACAUCUUUGACCAUUUCUCCCGGAAGGACUAUCAGCGCAUGCUGGACCUGAUGCGGGACAUCAUCUUGGCCACAGACCUGGCCCACCACCUCCGCAUCUUCAAAGACCUCCAAAAGAUGGCCGAAGUGGGCUAUGAUCGAACCAACAAGCAGCACCACAGUCUCCUUCUCUGCCUCCUUAUGACCUCCUGUGACCUCUCCGACCAGACCAAGGGCUGGAAGACCACAAGGAAGAUUGCGGAGCUGAUCUACAAAGAGUUCUUCUCCCAGGGAGACUUGGAGAAGGCCAUGGGCAACAGGCCGAUGGAGAUGAUGGACCGUGAGAAGGCCUACAUCCCCGAGCUGCAGAUCAGCUUCAUGGAGCACAUCGCAAUGCCCAUCUACAAGCUGCUGCAAGACCUAUUCCCCAAGGCGGCAGAGUUGUACGAACGCGUGGCCUCUAAUCGUGAGCACUGGACCAAGGUGUCACACAAGUUCACCAUCCGAGGCCUCCCGAGCAACAACUCACUGGACUUCCUGGAUGAGGAGUAUGAGGUGCCUGACCUGGGUGGCGCUAGGGCUCCUAUCAAUGGCUGUUGCAGCCUUGAUGCCGAAUGAGUCCCUCCUGGGACCCCUCCCUGCCCAGGCCUCCUCCCACAACCCUCCACGGGCCUGGCCACACGCCCUGGGACCAGAGCCAGGGGUCCUGGAUUCUAGGCCAGGACUUCCCACGUGACCCCGGGCGAGGUCUGACCUUCCCGGGCCUCAGCUUUCUCGUCUGUAUAAUGGAAGACUUCCAGCCUCACUGAGACUUUGUCAUUUGUCCUCUGAGAGCACAGGGGUAACCAGUGAGCAGUGGGCCCUGCUCUGCACCUCUGACCGCACCUUGGCAAGUCCCCCCUCGCCCCCCCGCCAGGCUACUCCUUCUCUGAGGCAGCCGGAUGGUUUCUUCUGGGCCCCAUUCCUGCCCUACCAGAUCUGUGCCCUUUCCUCUGGGGCACCCUCACUGCCUCCCAGGAUCCUCAGGCAAGAACGUGAGACAUCUGAAUGGGCAAAGGGUGGGUCUUAGAGACAUUUAUCAUCCUGGCUGGAGGACUAGAAAUAACCAUGGGGCCACCUGUGGCCCUGAGGACUGCCUUCGUACUUGUGGUGGGGACCAGGACCUGGGGAGAUAGGGGUCCCAGGAGGAAGCUGCCAGGGGGCCAGCACAGUGCUCUGGGGAGAGGGGGCUCAGGAAGAGAGCAGGAUAAGAACAGCGAGAAGGAAGGAUCCCUGGGCUGGGAGGCAGGCCGAGCAUGGGUCAGCCAUGCUUCCUCCUGGCUGUGUGACCCUGGGCAAGUCCCUUCCCCUCUCUGUGAAACAGGAGGGUGAGACAAUCCAUCCUCUAAGACCCCUUUUAGAUCCAAGUCCCCAUAGUUCUGUGGAGUCCCAGGAGAGGCCACCGAGGGUCCCUGGCCCCCUUGGGCACAGAGCUAACACUGAGUCCCUCAGUGGCCCCCUGAGUAUACCCCCUUAGCCGGAGCCCCUUCCCUGAUCCUGCAGCCAGAGGGGGACCUGGCCUCAGCCUGGCAGGGCCUCUCUCCUCUUCAAGGCCAUAUCCACCCGUGCCCCAGGGCUUGGGAGACCCCCUAGGGCCGGGCCUCUGGGGUCAUCCUAGCCACUGGCUUCUCCUUUCUCUGUUUUGUUCUGUAUGUGUUGUGGGAUGGGGGGAGGGGGGCCACCUGCCUUACCUAUUCUGAGUUGCCUUUAGAGAGAUGCGUUUUUUCUAGGACUCUGUGCAACUGUUGUAUAUGGUCCCGUGGGCUGACCGCUUUGUACAUGAGAAUAAAUCUAUUUCUUUCUACCAA
Messenger RNA from Odocoileus virginianus texanus, 4501 nucleotides. It is a transcript of the gene PDE2A, whose product is annotated as phosphodiesterase 2A. NCBI's taxonomy places the organism in Eukaryota, Metazoa, Chordata, Mammalia, Artiodactyla, Cervidae. The record is from RefSeq and is a predicted model, not a curated record. Gene Ontology annotation, cellular component: mitochondrial matrix; mitochondrial outer membrane; perinuclear region of cytoplasm. Gene Ontology annotation, molecular function: 3',5'-cyclic-GMP phosphodiesterase activity; 3',5'-cGMP-stimulated cyclic-nucleotide phosphodiesterase activity; 3',5'-cyclic-AMP phosphodiesterase activity. Gene Ontology annotation, biological process: cGMP catabolic process; negative regulation of receptor guanylyl cyclase signaling pathway; regulation of mitochondrion organization.